GACAUUCUCUCUAUCCGUGUGCCUCGCAGGUGUCGCUGGCGGCGGCCGACGGCGACAUGUGGCCGCUGGAGCGGCCGGUGGGGAUGCCGGCCAUCCAGGCGCUCGAGGUCAUGUGCGGCAAGGACCACAUGGACGUGCACCUCACCUUCACGCAGCCCUUCGACGGCCUCGUCUCCUCAAAGGGCCAGUACGGCGACCCGCGGUGCGUGUACGUUCCGCCGUCCACGGGCAAGGCCUCCUUCUCCUUCCGCAUCGCCUACUCGCACUGCGGCACUAAGCCCGACCUGCACGGCCAGUUCUACGAGAACACGGUCGUCGUGCAGUACGACAAGGACCUGCUCGAGGUCUGGGACGAGGCCAAGCGGCUGCGCUGCGAGUGGUACAACGACUACGAGAAGACAGCCUCCAAGCCGCCCAUGGUCAUCGCCGACCUCGAUGUCAUUCAGCUCGACUUCAGAGGUGACAACGUGGACUGCUGGAUGGAGAUCCAGCACGGCAAAGGCCCAUGGGCGCCGCCAGUGUCCGGCAUCGUGCCCCUCGGCUCUACGCUCACCCUGGUCGUGGCCAUCAACGACUACAGAGGGGAGUUCGACAUGCGGGUCAAGUCGUGCGCGGCCUCCGACGGCGGCGGCCACGUCAUCCAGCUGUCGGACGAGCACGGCUGCGUGCUCCGGCCCAAGAUGAUCUCCCGCUUCCUCAAGGCGCGCACGGCGGACGAGCGCGCCUCCGUUGUCACCUACGCCUUCUUCCACGCCUUCAAGUUCCCGGACGCCUUGUCCGUGCACAUCAAGUGCAAGGUGGAGAUCUGUCGGCACGGCUGCCUCGAUCACUGCCAGCAGGCGGGCCUGGGUCACGGGGCGGGCCAGGGCCACGACCACGGCCUGGGUCAGGACCACGGCCUGGGUCAAGAUCACGGCCUGGGUCACGACCACGGCCUUGGCGGCCACGACUCGGCCGAUAGCCUACUCGGCGGCCUCGGCGGGGGCCUUGGUGCGGGCCUCGGGCACGAGUCAGGCUUGUACGGCCCCCUGGAGCGGAAGGACCAGCCCACCGCCGCGGUCCCGACGGCGUCGCAGCCGCGGCCCGUGUACACGCAGGGCGGGCCCACCAUCAGGACGCCCGCGACCAGCGCGGAGAACGGCGGCGACCUCUUCGGCGACCUAAUCUACGACGAGCUGGUCCAGAUGAACGACGAGGGUGGGGAGCUAGCCGGCGGCGAGCGCGACACGCCCACGGCAGCGGCCCACAAGGCACCCCGCCCGGCCAGGCCACACAAGCCCUCGGGGCCCUCCGGACCGGCGGACCUGCUCAACGACAUGCACCACGACGUGCUCCCCAGGCCCUUCCAGGAGCCACCAUCGCGGCCGUCACCGAAGCGGGAAGGUGCGCCGGCGCACCCCCAAGAGCGCUUCCCCCACGGGCCCCGGCACCUGGACACGGACGACCUCCCCGUCAGCAGGGAGGCGAGGAGCGCAGUCGACAACAGCAGCGACAACGGCAGCAACGCGCCGAGGCCGCCGCCCCAGCGCCGGCGGAGGUCCGUGGCCGUGUCCGACCGGCACACGCGCAGCGCCGACGUGGGCGUCAGCGGGCUGUACGAGGUCAUCAGCGAGGCGGACCUCGCCUUCACGCCCGACUCCAAGGCCGAGUCCGUGAUCGUGUUCCAGGGCCGCAUUCGGGAGGAGGUCGUAUACGGUAUCUGCCUGCCAGUGCAGGGCUUUAGCGUGCUCUUCGUGCUGGUGGCCGUCUCCGCGGUGGUGUCGGCCCUGGUGGCCGGCUCGCUGCUCUACCGCUACCAGGUACAGCGUGAGACGCAGCAGAUCCUACAGCAGCAGCAACAGCAACAACAGCAGCACCAACAGCAACGGCAGCAGGGCCAGCAGCGGCAGCCGCACCCCCACCAGCAGCUCAGCAUGCACGCGCUGGCCACCUGGAUGUCUAUGCGGUUUCUAGGGGGGCGCGCCGACCCAUCGGGCAGAGACGGUGCCGCGACACGCAAGAGCCAGGACGGCGAGGUGAAGAGCUCGCGCUUCUAACUCACAUUAUAGUGACCGAGUCCCUCUCCCCUCUCCACUGUUAGUCGACGAAGCGAGCGGUUUUUGUUUUACUGGCGGAAAGGGGGCAGCAGCUGACAUGGAGAGUAGUACACUCCCCUCCCCCACGUGCGCGCACGUCCUCGUCAUUCCCCCCUUCCCUGGUCCACUCUUUUCCCCCCAUCUCUUCUCCUUUCACACCUCCCUUAUUUUCUCGCGCGGAUGCGCUCAGGUCGGAAUCUAAGUCAUACAAGAGAGGCUUUCAUAGUGAAGUGUACAAAGAGUAUAGUAUCAACUCAAGCUGGCAAUGACGGUGCCUGUAGAUUCUGAGAGAACCAAAAACAUAAAUAA
This is a messenger RNA of Frankliniella occidentalis (western flower thrips), 2384 nucleotides long. RefSeq lists its product as uncharacterized. The transcript is spliced from 7 exons. Lineage: Eukaryota; Metazoa; Arthropoda; Insecta; Thysanoptera; Thripidae. The record is from RefSeq and is a predicted model, not a curated record. Bases 57 to 2036 code for a protein of 659 amino acids.